AUGGCAUCCAUUGACACCUCGUCGCUUGCAGACCUGCGUGAGCAGUACGACUACAUUGUCGUCGGGGGCGGCACAUCUGGCCUGGUGGUCGCUAAUCGCUUGACCGAGAAUCCCGCCACCAGCGUGCUUGUUCUCGAGGCUGGAGGCAAUCGUGUAAAUGAUCCACGGAUCGCAGCUCCUGGUCUCGCCGCAAGUACCUACUUUGACCCUGAGUUCGAUUGGUGCAUCACCAGUCCACCCCAGGUACAUAAACCUUGCUUUUCGAGCCUCCAUACCGAGUCGUAUUUUUUAUGA
Molecule: messenger RNA, 294 nt
Organism: Penicillium riverlandense
Lineage: Eukaryota; Fungi; Ascomycota; Eurotiomycetes; Eurotiales; Aspergillaceae
Exons: 1
Coding region: 1-294 (97 amino acids)
Molecular function (GO): oxidoreductase activity; flavin adenine dinucleotide binding
Source: RefSeq, a predicted model, not a curated record